AUGGAUUUGUAUGGAUUACGUGGAGACUCAUGGUUUGAUGAACUGUAUGAGAUUAGGGAGUCAUGGAUUCCGGCUUAUUAUAAGGAUUAUCAUAUGUCCGGUCUAAUGAAAACAACUUCCAGGUCGGAGAGUAUUAAUGCUUUUUUUAAUGUUUAUGCAUAUUUUUGGCACGAUCUAGUCAUUUUUCUUCGUUCUUUUGAUAAUGCAAUUGAAAGCCAACGGACGACACAUGGGUCGCUAGAGGUGACAACGAAGUGCACAAUUCCUCGAUUGGUGUCUCCUUGCAAAUUAGAAGCUCAUGCAGCAGAAGUAUAUACACGGAUGAUAUUUUUCGAAGUUCAAAAAGAGUUAAGAAAGGCUGUUUGGCUUUGUGGAUGGGAUGGAUUCACUGACGUUGGUGAAACCCAAGUGUACACCAUAACACACAAGAACAGAGCUUCUAAGAUCACCACAAAGUACACGGUUGUCAAGAACAAGAUUGAAGACUCGUAUGAUUGCUCAUGUAACUAUUUUGUUCGUAACGGGAUUCUAUGUCGUCACGCUCUCAAGGUAAUGUUAAAUGACGGGGUUGAUAGAAUUCCAGAUAUGUAUAUACUUCAUCGUUGGAGACGCGAUCUAGUCCCGAUGGAGUGGUUACCAGUACGUUUCAGAUAUGGGGAAGUUGACGCUGAUAAGGAGAGGCUGAUGAGUGUUGCUUAUUCGUAUUUUGAACGUAUUCUAGGUCGAGUGCGAAAUGAGAAACAUAUUUUGUCAAAAUUUGUUGACCAACUUCAAGAAUGGGAUACAAAGAUUGAUAAUGAACUUCCUAUACAGUCACACGCUCAAGAGACAACAUCAUCUAUUAAAGAGUUUCUUCGAGUAUCUCAACCUGAAAAUAUUGAUGUUCUACCUCCAACCGACAUACGGAAUAAAGGUUGUGGGACUGGUAAGAGGCUUAUUAGUGCUGCCGAGAAAGCAAUUUCGAAUGGCAAAAAGCAAAAGAGAAAGUGUCGGUUAUGUCUUCAAAUGUCUACACAUGAUUCGAGGAAUUGUCCAAAACGUGAUUCCACUUAA
Messenger RNA from Cynara cardunculus var. scolymus (artichoke), 1053 nucleotides. Its product is annotated as protein FAR1-RELATED SEQUENCE 5-like. NCBI's taxonomy places the organism in Eukaryota, Viridiplantae, Streptophyta, Magnoliopsida, Asterales, Asteraceae. The record is from RefSeq and is a predicted model, not a curated record. Gene Ontology annotation, biological process: regulation of DNA-templated transcription. Gene Ontology annotation, molecular function: zinc ion binding. The transcript has 2 exons. Bases 1 to 1053 code for a protein of 350 amino acids.